Molecule: messenger RNA, 1458 nt
Organism: Baudoinia panamericana UAMH 10762
Lineage: Eukaryota; Fungi; Ascomycota; Dothideomycetes; Mycosphaerellales; Teratosphaeriaceae
Exons: 2
Coding region: 360-1190 (276 amino acids)
Source: RefSeq, a predicted model, not a curated record
GCUUACGUGAGGCUUUGGAAGGCAUCGGUGUCACUGGCGACCCGGCUCGUUCUCUCUUCUGUCGAACGGUGGCCGACAUCACAAGGCUGGUUAGAUCUGGCCAUCAAGAUUUGUCACUGCGAAGUUUGCGUUGCCACGUGGGUAGAGCCAUAGUUCGGCGAUGUGUUCACAGGUCGGUUGUGGUUCAAGCGCCAACGAGCAGCUGCCCUACAGAAGGCACAUUGAUGCACAGAAGCCGAAGGGACGUGUGCCGAAGUAGAGUGCUAGCGGUGAGGUCUCCUCCCACUAACCGCACACUGGGUAACGCAAGACGUAGAUGCCGCGAAUGCAUUCGGGAACGAAUCUCGCUGUAUCAAGACAUGGACUCUGAACGUGCCUUCAGCAGCAUCAACGCUGCCGCAUUCGACAGGAUACUUUCAAAGUAUCCCAGCACUGUACCGAAGAAGAUGGGCACACUAGAACAGCGGAGAUGGGUAGACAUACCCAACGCUGUCCAAGAACGACGACCAAGAUAUGCCACCAAAGAUGAGCUUGAUACACUCAUGGACUGGAAACUGGCGCAUGGCAAGUUUCGACCUAAUCUGAAGAAGCUCAUUCAGCAGAACGAGGGGUCUACGGUAGAGGAAGUAACGACUGCUCAUAUAAAUGUACAUACUGCAUCGAAGACGGACGAGAUAAUAGCUGCCGUCAAAGGACUCUGUGUGCUCAGAGGUGUUGGACCAGCUACAGCAUCCUUGCUCCUCUCUACUGCUAACUCGGACCUGCCCUUCUUCUCAGAUGAACUCUAUCGAUGGGCCAUGUUUGACGAGGUAAUGGUGUCCGGCAAGGCCGAGAAAGUUGGCUGGCAACGAGAGAUCAAGUACACAAUCCCAGAAUACAGAGAGCUCUUGCUCCGUGUUGCUGGCUUUCGUGACCGUUUUAGCAAGGAGAGUGGACGCAAUGUUCAAGCUAUUGACGUUGAGAAAGUAGCCUAUGUGCUUGCCAAAAGUGCGGAAGGCGAUCUGCGGAAACAGGCUGUGGAAGCGUCGACUAAAAGUUCGAGUUUGGCGUCGAAAGCGCUUCACCGGCACAGCAGCCUUGAUGAAAAGGCGCAGUCACAGCCGAGCAAGAAGCGAAGUCAGAAAGCAAUCGAUGCAGAACCAUCAGAACACACUUCCGGUUUACCUUCGAAGAGAUCUCGAGCUCGGUGAGCUGUAUCGGCACUCGUACUUUUCGCCACACUCUCUCUCCACUCGCGAAGUUCAGUAGGUGCCGAUCGUUGCAGGCGAAGUCGCCAUGCGGCGUCGCAUGGUACUAGCCCGCCAGUCAGCCAUUACCAAGGUUCUCGGCUUACGUCCUGCAGUGGUCACUCACUGUACCCUGGCUCAGCUCCUCGCCCGUACCACCAGUCCAGCUACACCCGCCAAGAACAUAACAAGCACUGUGAACAUGCACAACGCGUCCGCCAUCUUGCGUGCA